This is a messenger RNA of Pelobates cultripes (western spadefoot toad), 1916 nucleotides long. The record is from the annotation of a GenBank genome assembly. Lineage: Eukaryota; Metazoa; Chordata; Amphibia; Anura; Pelobatidae.
CUGUGGAACAAGGAGAGGUGAAUCAUCAUUACAAACAUUUCUUUGAUAUACAUAAAUCAAUUGUCCUUCAAAAUCUUGUUCUUCCUCUAACCAACCUUCCCGCUUGAGUCCUCUCACUACCCGACACCAAGCCUCCACAGCUUUCGUUAACCCAUUAAGCCCUCUUUGUCAAUCAGCAGUUUCCUCCAAAACUCUGGUUGCAAUCUACCACUUGGGGACAUUUGAAAGCCACAAAUCUUUGCUAUCUUCUUCAUUUUUAACAUAGCCUCUUCUCCUGCUCUCUCCUUAACAAUGUCACAAGCUAAAUAGCCUUUACAAGGUCUGGGAUGUUCUUGUUCCAUUUUCACCAAACAAGGCUUCCCACGUAAGAGGGACAGUGAGUGUCACGAUUCGGGGAACCCAACACGCUGGCACACACACACACACACACACACACACACACAAAAGGUGCCGUACCGGACCUUAGAGUGGCCGGGCUAAGCACACACAGAAUGGUCAGGAAACAAUCCCAGUAAGGGGAACCGAAGACAGAAUAAAGUACAGAAGAGGUAGAAAGUAAAGGAAAAGGUGAACAUCGAGAGACUAAUCAAAAAAUAUUUACAAGAGUCACAGAUGUAAAGAUGUGCACAUAAUCCGGAAUCAAGGAUGAGCAACACAACACACACACAUAUAACCAGGGUACCCCACUAUGACUACAACUAAAUAAAAACCAUAAUAUAAUAAAGAACAAUAUAAAAACGAGCAUAGUAACAACUAAACAGUAAAUAAACCCUGUUCUACUCUGAACAAUACAACAAAAUUCCCAGCCUUUCUCUAGCCGGCUCCCAACCCUUCUCUGGGUGGACAAUAUUUCCUGCCGUUCACUAGGCGGUUCCCAGCCCUUCACCGGGCGGAUAGGUUCCCUGCCCGCUAGGCAGUCUAGCUAUAAUGUAAUAAAAACACAAACCACACACCAGCUGUCUCACAUUCAUACACACACUCAGGAGGCAGAUAGACGAUCGACAGGCUCGUUUAAAGAGGCACUGGAUAAGAAGUUACCUGUCUUGUAGCCUUCUGGAAGCCAGAAUUGGACAUGGAGGCAGAACGACACAAAACUAGAGAAUACAGGCGUGAAGGGUGAACUUGAAGUAACAGACCAUGCAGGCUGCCCUGGAGAUCACAGCUAAAUAUUGCCAAAAUGAAAUGGAGGAGUAUGGCCAGUGUGUUACCAGCAAACCAGGAACAUGGCAGCAGGAUUGCCACAUGCUCAAGGUUAAAGUGGCCAAGUGUACAUUAUCUCACCCAGUUAUUCAGAGAAUCCGUACAGAGUGUUCUGAACCAUUUGUUGCUUUUGAGCAGUGUCUAAAGAAGAACCAGACAUCUGUAGAAAACUGCUCCAUUCAUGUGACGGACUUCUUGCGGUGUGCAGAGAGUGUCAAACUCACUGAAUGGGCCUAUUUGCAUGGGCACAAGAUAAGGAUUUAAGGUUUCCUUGAAUAUUGGCUAUGUGUUUGGUGCUAUUCUUUCCAAAUGGUCUGAAAAUUAACUGAAUUUUGAUUCUGCAAAACUGAAUCGUAAGACAAAUUAUUUGUCUUGUGUAAAGGAUAACGUCUACAAAAUGAACUUAAACAGUGCUACAGGCCACACUUUUGAGGAUGUCCCAGGUCCUUGCACAAUUUAAAACUUGUUGGACUUGUGGUAAAGGAGACUAACGUUUUGUGAAACUGGAAUAUGUACUGUCAUUAUUCAAGAGCCAGUCAACUUUAAAAAGAACCUUGGCAUUUUUACAGAAAUUAGAAUAUUUUUUUCUAUAGAUAGAAGAAAGCUCAAUAACAAAAGUGAAUAUGCUUUUCAUCUAGCUGUUAAUGUAAAAGUGAAUCUGGUCUGUGAAACAUCCGACUGCCUUCAACUAUUCUGUGUCUGCUCCUGCAUCUUAC